Messenger RNA from Dovyalis caffra, 1374 nucleotides. NCBI's taxonomy places the organism in Eukaryota, Viridiplantae, Streptophyta, Magnoliopsida, Malpighiales, Salicaceae. The record is from the annotation of a GenBank genome assembly.
AUGACAGAGCCAGGAUCUUCUCGAUCUAGACCAAAAGGAGCCUAUGAUGUCUUUCUGAGUUUUAGAGGAAAAGAUACUCGCAAGAAUUUUACAGAUCAUCUAUAUACUGCCUUACUCCAGGCAGGAAUCUACACUUUUCGAGAUGAUAAUGAACUUCCUAGGGGAGACGAAAUCUCCAAACAUCUCCUCAAGGCAAUUCAAGAAUCAAAGAUAUCGAUAGUUGUCUUCUCAAAAGGCUAUGCCUCUUCUAGAUGGUGUCUUAACGAACUUGUAGAGAUUCUUGAGUGCAAAAAAAGGAAUACUGAUCAGAUUCUUCUUCCUAUAUUUUAUGACAUUGAUCCUUCAGAUGUUCGAAAACAGACAGGCAGUUUUGCAAAAGCAUUUGAUAAACAUGAAGAACGAUUUAAAGAGAAGGAAAAGCAGUGGAGAGAAGCUCUUGAGCUGGCCGGAAAUCUAUCUGGAUGGAAUCUCAAUGAUAUGGCAGAUGGUAAUGGAGGCAUACCAGACUGGUUGAGCUACCGGGGAGAAGAAUGUUCAUUAUCGUUUCAUUUACCUCCAUUUUUCCAAGGGUUGGCUUUGUGGAUUGUCUUUGAUACUCCGGUCACUGCUCGUUUCGCAUAUGAGUUGGCAAUGGAAGAAUAUUGUGGAGAGGAAUUGGAGCUGUAUCUGGAAUUAUGGGACGAGGAAGACAUACUUUGUAUUAAAAUCAAAGAAAUUGGGGUCCACGUGAUAGCAGAGAAGUUAGAUUCAUUUGAAGAGUCCUCAGAGUGGAAGUGGGAUCAUGACAUUGACAAGCUGCAAGGAACAACAUCUUGUGGUGACGCUGAAGAGGGGGAUGAGAAUGACAGCCAAAGUGGAAGAGAUAUAGUGAUACCUAAACUAUAUCAUCAUCUUCAUCAUCCGCUUUUGGGUUCAAUUGCAUUCUCUACUGAGGAGCAGUGGAUAAGUCAUUUGCUAAAGGAGUUGCCAGCGUGGGAACUCUACUUUGUACAUGAAGGUGGGAUUGUCAAAAUUGUUUGGGUACCACCAGAAUAUGAUGAUGCAGUGGCUUUAUUUGUGGAGAUGGGAGUUUGUCCUUGUGGGAGGAGAUUGUUGAAGAUGGACAGCCUCUGCAAUGGAAGCUUUGUUAGAGUUUUCAAAGCAAAGGAAGUCGUGGCAUUUUCAUUUGGUCGUGUGAAAGUCUAUGAGCUUUUGGAUCCCUUGGAGUUGAAGAAUUGGCAGCAUCAGCCGGCUGAAUUUCAGAAUGUGAUUGAUUCUACAUUUAGGAAGGCUUCAUGCUUUUCUGCAUCUAUUUCUUGGAAUCCGCAAUGGAGGGUCAAUAUUCCAAGGGUAACUGAGAAAUUUGAUACAGUACAGCUAAAGAUUGCGAGUUGA